This is a messenger RNA of Neolamprologus brichardi, 2078 nucleotides long. The record is from RefSeq and is a predicted model, not a curated record. NCBI's taxonomy places the organism in Eukaryota, Metazoa, Chordata, Actinopteri, Cichliformes, Cichlidae.
CUGAAGUAUGCUUCACUUGUCGUCUCGUAUUCCUCACUACAUCAGAUUCCACAGGCAUUUUCCUUAAUGGUUUACUAAUAAUAGUAACUCGGAUUCAGUAGCCCAUGUACACGGGAGUAUCACCUGUAGUGUCGGCGGAGAACACUUGCGUAUCCGCUUUUUGCCGGCGGGAUAGCGGUCCUUAUUCAAGCGCACCGACCCAGACCAUUAACUCCACCAGAACCCGCAGGGGGCCGUGAGAGCACCGCGCCAGCGUGUGCUUCGUACUCACUGCAGAGAAGAUGAAUAUCCAGGUUAUGCCAGAGCACAAGCUCUCAUCGGUUGCCCCAAUGAAACAGUGCAAUGUGGAGAAAAAAGAGGUAGAACUGAUUCUAGUGAAGGAUCAGAACGGCGUCCAGUACACAAAUUCCUCGAUCAUUCCCACCAAUGGUGGUCCACCCGGAUCCUCCUCCGAGGACAACCGAGAAACUUGGGGCAAGAAAAUAGACUUUCUCCUGUCGGUUAUUGGCUUCGCGGUGGACCUGGCUAAUGUCUGGAGAUUUCCUUACUUGUGCUACAAAAAUGGAGGGGGUGCCUUUUUGAUUCCCUAUAUUCUUUUCCUGUUCAUUGCCGGGAUGCCAUUGUUCUACAUGGAGCUUGCCUUAGGCCAAUAUAACAGAGAAGGAGCAGCUACGGUUUGGAAAAUAUGCCCCGUCUUUAAAGGUGUGGGCUACACUGUGAUUCUCAUAGCCCUGUAUGUUGGCUUCUACUACAAUGUCAUCAUUGCUUGGUCACUCCACUACCUGUUCUCCUCCAUGACUACUGAGCUGCCAUGGCUCAAAUGUGGGAACAGCUGGAAUAGUGUGAACUGCACUGAAUUCAAUGGAUCUCUUCCUGAUAAUAGCACAUCAUACGCCAAGAACAAGAAUACACCGGCAGCAGAAUACUAUGAACGGGGCGUGUUGAAUCUUCAUGAAAGUAGUGGUAUCGAGGACCUGGGCUGGCCUCGCUGGCAGUUGGUUUUGUGCCUGGUCGUCGUAGUCUUCAUCCUGUACUUCAGCCUGUGGAAAGGUGUCAAAUCGUCCGGCAAGGUGGUGUACAUUACAGCUACAAUGCCCUAUGUGGUCCUUCUUGUGCUGCUGAUCCGAGGCAUAACCUUAGAUGGGUCUAUGGAUGGCAUCAAAGCUUACCUCUCUAUUGACUUCAAGCGACUAAAAACUUUAGAGGUGUGGACUGAUGCCGCAACACAGAUAUUCUACUCGCUGGGUGCAGGAUUUGGUGUGCUCAUUGCAUUUUCUAGUUACAACAAAUUUGACAACAACUGUUACAGGGAUGCUCUCUUGACCAGCACUGUGAACUGCGUUACCAGUUUCUUCUCAGGGUUUGCCAUCUUCUCUGUGCUCGGAUAUAUGGCUAAAAAACACGGGGUGAAAGUAGAAAAUGUGGCAACAGAGGGUGCAGGUCUGGUGUUUAUAAUCUACCCUGAAGCAAUUUCAACACUUCCGGGCUCAACAUUUUGGGCCAUUGUGUUCUUCAUCAUGUUGCUGACUUUAGGCAUUGACAGUGCAAUGGGUGGCAUGGAGGCAGUCAUCACAGGCCUGUCAGAUGACUUUAAGAUUCUCAAAAGAAACCGAAAGCUUUUCACCUUCGCUACAGCUUUUGGAACCUUCCUGUUUGCUCUGCUCUGCGUUACCAACGGUGGAAUGUAUGUCCUGACCUUGUUAGAUAGGCAUGCAGCAGGGACUUCAAUACUCUUUGGUGUGUUGAUCGAGGCCAUUGGAGUGUCGUGGUUUUAUGGUGUGGAUCGCUUCAGUGAAGAUAUUGAGCGAAUGAUGGGCUUCAAGCCAGGACUCUACUGGAGGCUGUGCUGGAAAUAUGUCAGCCCUGCUUUUCUGUUGUUUGUGGUAAUAGCCAGUCUGACAUCAUCAGACCUGAGCUAUGAUAGCUACAUCUUUCCUGAAUGGGCCAACCAAAUCGGCUGGGGUGUGGCAUUGUCCUCCAUGCUGAUGGUUCCUUCUUAUGCGAUGUAUAAGUUCUGCAGUCUAUCAGGAACCUUCCGAGAGGUUUGUAUCAAGAUAUGUUCAGCACACAACGUUUAA